Onthophagus taurus is the source of this 1272-nucleotide messenger RNA. NCBI's taxonomy places the organism in Eukaryota, Metazoa, Arthropoda, Insecta, Coleoptera, Scarabaeidae. The record is from RefSeq and is a predicted model, not a curated record.
ACCAACCGUAUUUUAGCGGUGGCUCAUUUUUAAUUGGGCAGUCGGUCUGUCAGUGUCUAUUAAGGUUAUGUUUACUGUCAAAGGGUUUUUUGUACAUAUAUAUUAAUAAUAAGGACAUAAAGACAAUGAGUGAUGAUAGUGAUGCAUCAAAUAUUUCCUCAGACUCUUCAGAUAGCAAUUUCUUCAUGGACAAACCCAAAAUAAAUAAUACAAACUUCCUUGAGGAAAUUGUUCCAAGUUAUAAUGAUGAUAAAUUUUUCCAUCAUUUUCGCUUGAGUAGAGAAUCUGUAGAUAUUAUUGUAGAGAAUUUUGAAGCCAGCGAACACUAUAAAGAUUCAUCUGGUCAAUAUGGAAACAUUUCAUCAAGAAAUCAAGUAUUAAUAGCACUAUGGUAUAUUGGCCACAUGUCUAGUUUUAGAGAUGUGGCAAAUAGGUUUGAUAUUACCAUAAGUUCGGUCCACAGGAUAUUACGCAGAGUAGUAUUCACUAUAAGCAAUUUGGCACCAAGUAUUAUUACCUGGCCAACAAAUGAAGAAAAAAUUGAGAGUGAGAGAUAUUUUUGUCAAAAUGGUUUUCCUAUGGUGAUUGGAGCUAUAGAUGGAAUCCAUAUUAAAAUAGACAAGCCUUUAGAGGAUAGUGAUUGCUACAAAAAUAAGAAAGGAUACUAUUCUAUCCAAAUGCAAGCUGUGUGUAAUCAUAACAGAAAAAUUAUAGACCUUUUUGUUGGUUAUCCAGGUUCUGUUAAUGAUAGCAGAGUAUUCCGAAAUUCGUCGUUAUUUAAUAAAUUAGAAGAAAAAUGUGGAAAUUACUUUAUUCUAGCGGACAGAGGUUACCCCUUAAAACCGAACGUUUUAACUCCAUUUAAAGACAAAGGUAAUUUAACUGAUCGACAAAAAAACUACAAUAGACAACUAAGUAAAAGUCGUUAUGUAAUUGAACACUGCUUUGAAUUGCUAAAGAAAAAGUUCAAGCAACUAUACCAUUUAAAAUCACGUAGUGUAUCUUUUAUAGUUCAUUUCAUACGAGCAGCGUGUGUUUUACAUAAUAUUGCGCUAGGUGAUUUAAUCCAUAUAGAAGAAAAUGAAAAUGCUAAUGAAGCAAUAGAGAAUCAUGAUGAAAAUGGUAGUGAUGAUGAAGAUGAUGGUGAUAUAAAUGCGCAAAAUAUACGCAAUAGAAUUGUAAAUAUGUUAACAUAAAUGUAUUAGACACUUUGUAUUAGAUUUGCUUGUAAAUAACAAACCGACGUUAAAAAUAAAAUAAACAAAAAAGAAA